Messenger RNA from Homarus americanus (American lobster), 760 nucleotides. RefSeq lists its product as uncharacterized. Lineage: Eukaryota; Metazoa; Arthropoda; Malacostraca; Decapoda; Nephropidae. The transcript has 5 exons. Bases 271 to 753 code for a protein of 160 amino acids. The record is from RefSeq and is a predicted model, not a curated record.
UAUUCCGUUUACGACAGUUGAUACAGACGGUUUUGUGACACUUGUAUCUAUAUGUGUGUUUCUUACGUACAACUGUGGAAAGGCUUAAGCACAAACGCAACAACAGCAACCCAUCUGAAGUACGCCUUACGACUGUGGGCUAACAGACAUCAACGAGCAACUCAAAGAUUGGAACAUCAGAUUGAUCAACACAGUGGACCAACUUAAGGUUGGUCUCUACAACAAGUAGAGACUCUCUGCUGUUAGAGAGGGAGAGAGAGCUGUGCUAAGAUGGGCUUCACUGAAGUGACAGACAAGGAGCAGCUCUUGGGGUUAGCUGAAAGAAUUAAGCAAGAUUUCCCACAAUCAUGUUUGAUGUACAACAACCUGCUGCUCCGUGCUCGAGGGUUCUGCUCCACGAGAAGAUUCUUCAUCAUUGAAGAUUCCCUAGACUCUUACGUCAUCCUAAACCAGAGCAACGAUCAGCAUUCGUAUUUCAUUCCCUACUGCAGAGAAUAUGAAGUGGAUCAGUUGAUGAAGGCACUGGAGGAAACGUCCUUGGUAAAUUGGCGGGGAGACUUGUUGUUUGGAGACAUCCAGACGUUCCUAGUGAACCCAAUUCAGGCAUUGGCUCAAAAGAUGGGAGUCAGUCUCACUGAGGAUAGAUACUACCGCUUCACCUACCACCCUCACCUAGACACCGAGUCCCUCAGGAUCAAACCAGCCACUCAUAGUGUGUGGGUAGCUCAUUUCAAUGCUGCUGAGAAUUACUAAAUUUUCU